Molecule: messenger RNA, 5715 nt
Organism: Monopterus albus (swamp eel)
Lineage: Eukaryota; Metazoa; Chordata; Actinopteri; Synbranchiformes; Synbranchidae
Gene: bcl9l
Product: bcl9 like
Exons: 9
Coding region: 583-5112 (1509 amino acids)
Biological process (GO): positive regulation of transcription by RNA polymerase II; negative regulation of transforming growth factor beta receptor signaling pathway; canonical Wnt signaling pathway
Cellular component (GO): beta-catenin-TCF complex
Molecular function (GO): transcription coactivator activity; beta-catenin binding
Source: RefSeq, a predicted model, not a curated record
UUUCAGUGAUCAACAAAGGUCCAGUAGAUGUUAACAUAUCCAUACAAUGACAUACGGAUGCCCGUGUGGCCACACUAAUUAUUGUCAGCGGCUGGGGGUGAUAUGGACUCGCAGAGAAAUGCAUCGUCCUGCCCUUCUACAUCUUGAAUAGUGGGAGUCAGUCAUGAACCGCUGCAAGGUGACGCGUCCUCUGAUUUCAACCGAAACUUCAGCCUAGACGCGCCGUGUUAUUUAUCACCAUCUGAACCUCGGUCCAACAGUACCCGCUCCUUCCUUAUCUAACAUCAGGAUCGGGACCAUCUUGCGCAGUGGUACAGUGAACGGAGCAAGCGGUGACAGCGGCGGCCACUCCGGGGAAUGUCGACUGGCCGUCAGUCCUGACAUCGGCCUCUUCUGAUCACAUACACCAGCCGAAUGGGGUCCAUGUAUGGUCAAUGAAGUGUCGUGGAGAGCACCAUGGAAGUGUUUUCAGUUGAACAUCUGGGUGCGAUGAGUGGCGCCUGUAAGCACUGUGAGCUCCACUGACAAACAGGCACAGCUGUUCUCCAUACCUGACAUCCGCCUCAAUCACCAGCCAGUCAAAUGCUCCAGGACAAUAAACUGGCCAAUCAUGGCAAGCAGGUCACCAGUGAAGGCCGAUCCCAAAUUCCAAGUGUAAAUCAGCAGGCUCAACAGCAGCAGGGAGCUGCUGGCAACCUGGGUCCAAAGGGCACCGGAACCGGGAGCCAUGGAGUCAAAACCAACCAGAUUUCCCUUGCCAACCCUGCGCUGAAGGCUGUCAGCCAAUCGGUGAGCACCGUAGGAGGGAUGCUGAAAACCAAAUCUAAGAGGGAGCGAAGUGUGUCUGUUGACUCUGGUGACUCAAGAAAUGCCAUUGCUUCAGCCCUGGAGACAGACGCCAAAGGAGAGGGUGUUAUGCGCAGUAAACGGCGUUGUGUUCUGGAGAAGAAACAGCCAUAUAGUGGAGAUGAGUGGUGCUCUGGGCCUGACACGGAGGAAGAUGAAGACAAGCCACACACUACAGCUCACCGGGAGCGUGGGCUGGCAGGCCCUGUCCAGGGGCUCUCUGAUCGCCUGUCUGCAGGACCCAUGUCUGAAACUGGUGGCCCUGUAAUGGGAUGUGUAGUGGGACCAGGGCUAAAGGCAGAGCUGCCCCAGCCUUCACAGCAAGUGGUGUAUGUUUUCACCACCAAGCUAGCCAACAGUGCUGCAGAGGCAGUAAUGAAAGGACAGACUGAUUCCAUUCUUCUGUUUCACCAGCAAAAUGUUCCACGCACCAAGCUGGAGCAGAGCCAGCCAUCAGGGAAGCUUCCUAACCUAUCUGACAAGGUAAACUCCAACACCUCUCCGCUAACAGGCACCCCUAAAUCCCAGAGCGGAACUCCACGGCCAGCAUCUGCAGGAGUUGGAGGCCCAUUGCAUCCUGCAGGGACACCGUCAUCAGCAGGACACUCGGAUAACGAAUCCUCUCAGACCAGAUCAGGCGGAGCCUCCAGCAAUAAUAGCAGUGUUGCCCAUAGGUCAGAAGGAGGAACCACAGCCAUGCCUGCAGGUCCAGUCAUAGGAACUGGGGAUGGGGAGAGUGCAGGGGGCAUACCUCUUGCUGUUUCUUCCUCAGAGAGCCCCUCCAUUCUUUCUGCACAUCUACAGAGUGAUACAGGACAGAGAAGUGGCCCAGGAAACACAGAUGGUCUUUCCAAAGAGCAGCUGGAACACAGAGAGCGCUCUUUGCAGACGCUGAGAGAUAUAGAGAGACUGCUUCUGCGCAGUGGCGCAAAUGCAGGCACAGGAGGCUCCAACAGCAAUUCUACUAAUAACUCAUCCAACCUAAAUAAUAAUAAUACUGAUAGAUGUGGUAUUGUUGAGGAUGGUAACAGUGGUACUAAUAAUUCUGAAAAUUGCGGUAGUGGUACUAUGCUGGCAUCAGCGUUGACUCCAAUGGCAGUGAUGAACAAAUAUGAAGAACCCCUCCAGUCCAUCAUGUCUCAAACACAGUGCCUUGGGGGGCCUGCACUUGACAGUCCUCAAAUAGAUUCUCACCAUAACCUAACACAACACCCCCAUCACCACCUGUCUUCACCUGGGGUUGACAUGGGUCCCUUACUUGGACCAGAAGGUCUGACCCCAGAGCAAAUGGCAUGGAGGAAACUUCAAGAAGAAUACUACCAAGAGAAGAGACGACAACAGGAAAUGCAACCCUCCACACAUCCCCAGCCCUUUAGAAUGAUGACAGAGAUGGGCAUGCAUGGAGGUCCCAUGAUGAUGAGAGGACCCCCUCCUCCCUACCACAGCAAACCUGGAGACCAGCAGUGGGGUCCUGGCAAUGUGAUUGGAGGAGGAAUGGGUGGAAAUGCACGAAUGAUAGACGUACACCAAGAGGGUCCCCGUGGCCCAAGGUUCCUGGGACAGAUGCAGAGAGGGCCACCUGGAGGUGGGGGCUUUCCUGGAAGUCCAGGGAGAGUUUUAUCAAUGGAGAAUCCAGUUCCCCAAAGGCCCACAAGGCCAGGAAUGAUCUGGUUAGAUGAUAUGCCCAACAACAUAGGUGUUGGAGGUCCUUUUCAUGGCUGCUACCCUGGUGGAUCUCCUCAGCACUUGCAAGGUGACCCAGAGCAUACGUUAACACGUGAGGAAGUGUUUCGCAUCAUGGAGAAACGCCAGAUGCAUGGCCUUCCCAGAUUUGAACUUGAGAGAUUAGCUAAACAGCAGCAACAGGGUAACCUGUCCUCAAGAAUUGUAGAUAAUCCUGGGGGCCUGGACUUUCCUAGUUUGGGAAUAGGCCGGGGUCCCUCCACUCGAGGUGAUCCUUUGGACUUUCCUGGAUCACGGGAGAUUAUGGGUUCUCCUGCAGGGGGUCCUCAGAUGAGAGACUUGAUGGAUUCUCCUCUGGGGAGCAACCUUACAAUGAACAUGAACCCACAGAUGAAUGUUCAGCAACAACAACAGAUGUUGCUAUCUCAGAAGCUCCGAGGAGGUUCUGCAGGAGGAGGGUCUAUAGGUGAGAUAUAUGGUCCAGGAGAGAUUUCACGGAUUAGGGCUUCACUGAACGGAAGAGGAGGAAAUAAGGGAAUAAUCCCAGGAGCUGAUGGCCCCUUUCAGUUUCCCAAUCAAGGUCCCUUUUCUGGAGGACAGUUGGAAGGGCCCUAUCUUCAAAAACCUGGUGCUGAGAUGUUUGGGCCUGACCAGCAAGCCCCUAAUCAAAUGGGCAGUACACCACGGCUUAGUCACAUGCCAGUGACUGGAGGCCUCAGGGGAGCAGACCUUGGUCCUAGGCACCCAUCUGACGUGUCAAUCAAUGUUAACCCCCUGACUUCUCCUUCAGUGCCUCCACCUCAUCAGCUCAAGUCACCAUCACUCAACCAAGAGCCAUCUCCUCUUCUGUCUUCUCCCUCUGCUCCGGGACUAAAGUCGCCUUCACAGAUCUCCUCUAUGGGGCACCACCCCACUCUUCCCCCAGCGUCUGGUGCUGGGACCCCUUCCUCUUCUUCCAUGAAGUCUCCCCAGAUAAUGGGGUCUUCCAGCAUUGGGCUGCACUCUCCAACUGCCUCUCCAGGGCGACUUAAGUCUCCUGCUAUGACUGUGGGAUCUCCAGGAUGGAUGUCUCCUAAAACAGCUCUUCCAAGUCCCGGUGGUCUAACCAGUGGGAAGCUAGUGGGCAAUGGUAGUAGUUCCACUGAGACAGGCCAAUCACUUCCCCCCAGGAGUUCCAACUCUACCCCCAUUAGCCAGCCAGGCUCUAUGAAUCCUAGUCUGCCAUUUACUUCCUCUCCUGAUGCACCUCCAUCUCAGAAUCCUCUAUCUCUUAUCAUGUCACAGAUGUCCAAGUAUGCCAUGCCCAGUUCUACUCCUCUCUACCAUGAUGCAAUCAAAACAAUUGCUACGUCCGAUGAUGAGAUGCUGCUUGAUCGACCUCUUCUGUCUGGUGUCAGCAUUGGAGGAACCAUGGGGAACCCCCAGACUUCUCAGAUACUUGUUUCCCAGGGCUCCAUUGGUCCUCACAGUGAUCCACAAAGCCCCAUGGGUAUUGUCAGCCAAGGGCAGCAGCACUUGUCCCAUGACGCCUCAGGACCUGUGCUUUCAUCCCCAAACCAAAUGGGCAUGCCUGCCAUCAAUUCUGCCAUGAUGGGAGGAGGUGCACCUGAUGGAAUGGGGCCCUGCAAUGUUUCACCCAUAUCUCAGAAUCAGAUGGCAAGUUUUCCUCGCAUGCAGCCAUCAUCACAUGGACCCAUGCACUCACCUAUUGGAGGAAUGUCACAGAACUUCUCUCAAUCUAAUGAUGAUAUUUUGCCAUCCCAGCAGUUACACCUGCUUAACAAAGGUCAUUCUCACCAGCAUCCCUCUCAUCCUUCAGACUCAUUUGCCUCUCUACCCAUGGGGGACGGCCCAGAUCUAAGUGAAGUCAUACGCCCCACUCAUACAGGGAUCCCAGAGUUUGAUCUAUCCCGCAUCAUUCCUUCUGAUAAACCAAGUAGCACUCUUCAGUAUUUCCCCAAGAGUGAGCCACAUCAGGGGCCACCAUCCCAGCAACCUACUCCACAGCAGCUCCUUAAACAGCUUUCUUCUGGCCCUCCACACAGCAGCGGGCCUUCGUCCAACCCCCAUUUGGCAAACCUACAGAAUAUGAUGGCCGAACAGCAGCUGCCCCCUCACCCCUCACAUGGCGGAAUACGCCAAAACAUGGGUAUUCCUCAAGGGGUGCCUAGGGGUAUGGUUUCUGGUGGGGGUAUGGGCCCCAUGUGCCCCCCUGGACAUAUGAUGGGAAGGACAGGCAUGAUGCCUCAGCAGCAGUUCCAGCAACAGCAAGCCAUGAUGGCCAACAGCCUUCUCCACCAUACUUCCAGUCCAUAUCCCGGCAUAAUGUCCUCCCAGCAGCACCCACACAGUCUGAUGGCACAGCAAAACAUUAUGAUGAUGCAGGCAAAACAGCGAAGUAUGUCAAUUCCAGGGGAUCCCUUUGGCCCCCAGGGUCCUCUAAUGUCCCCCCAGGGUCCCAUGAUGGGCCCUCCCCAUCCACAGUCUGGUAUGAUGGGCCCUCAGUCUCUCAGACAGCGGGGAAUGUCUCUGGACAGUCCCAUUGGCUAUGGCCCCGGAGGUAUGGCCAAUAUGCCGUUUUGAUCCAUCUCACAUAAACUGUUUAAAAAAAAAAAAAAAAAAAGUCUGUGACCUUCCCACCAUUGUGUCCAAAUGUUUUCAUUAAUGUUAUUAUUGCAGUUGUUUGAAGAGAGGAAUUGUAAAAACAGUAUAUCGGUGAUAAUCUUCAAAUUUUGGAUUACAGCUGAUUUAAAAAGUGAAUAUUUAAAAGCAGUAUAAAACGGUUCAGUAACAAAUCUGAAGCCAUUUUCUUAAAUACUGUAAAAUAUGUAUAGUUCAAAGAUGUGUGUAUUUGUUGUGGGAACAGCGCGGUGGUCAGGAGAGGAGUGCCUCAAAUUAAAUUUUUUUUUUUUAUAUCAUUGAUUUAUUUUCUGCAACCACCAAACAUAUAUAUACUUGCUGUAUAUAAGAUGCAAUUAGUGAUUGUUUGCAGUUGUUCUGUAUAACUGUUUUAAUAGAAGUCUAAAAAUAGAACAAUACUGAUCUCUGAGGUGGUUUUGGUUAUUGUGUUGUCAAUUAUAGUUGUUUGAUAACACUGACAAUGGGACAUUGUUGUUGUAUAAUAUCUGAAGUCUUUAUUAGUUAUAGCUAAAAUACAAGCAAAAACAAAUUUCAGCCAAGAAUAAC